AAAAACAACUUUGUACCUUUAAUUUAAUGCAAUAAUAUGUGCAAUUUGAAGCAUGCCGAUACAGGCGCCCUCAUGGACAGACUUUCUCAACUGUCCCAUCUGCUGCAAUGAAUUUGCAGCCAGCCAGCGUGUACCCAUUAGCCUCGGUUGCGGUCACACCAUAUGCAAGCUCUGCCUGACGACACUCUAUAAUCGACAAUGUCCCUUCGAUCAGACGGUAAUUGUCACCGAUAUCGACAGUUUGCCUAUAAACUAUGCGCUGCUGCAGCUGGUGGGCAAUGGCAGUGGGGCUGCUGCUACUGCGGUGGCGACGGAGCUGGCACCCAGCGUACUCAAACUGCCAGCGGAGGAUUUGAAAUGCUAUAAACAUGGCAAGCAAUGCAUUGAGGAGCUAGCGCUGCAUUUAAAAUCCUUUCUCAAUCAGAACAGCAGCAAUUUGCUCACACGUCCUAUGCAACGCAAGCUGGUGACGCUGAUCAAUUGCCAGUUGAUGGAGAAGGAGGGACGCGUGCGUGCUUUGCGUGCAGCGCGCUCCUUGGGUGAACGCACUGUGACUGAGCUUAUACUACAGCAUCAGAAUCCACAGCAGCUGAGCUCGAAUCUCUGGGCAGCAGUACGCACGCGCGGCUGUCAGUUCCUGGGACCUGCGAUGCAGGAGCAAGUGCUGCAGUUGGUGUUGCUGGCGUUGGAGGAAGGUUCGGCCUUGUCGCGCAAGGUGUUGGUUAUGUUUGUGGUGCAGCGUUUGGAGCCAACAUUUCCGCAGGCGUCCAAGACCAGCAUAGGACAUGUGGUGCAGCUGCUUUAUCGUGCCAGCUGCUUCAAGGUGUCCAAACGCGAGGCAGACUCAUCGCUUAUGCAGCUCAAGGAGGAAUUUCGCACCUACGAUGCGCUGAGGCGUGAACACGAUGCGCAAAUAGUGCAGAUUGCCACGGAGGCAGGACUACGCAUAGCGCCAGAACAGUGGUCCUCAUUGCUGUAUGGCGACAUACAACACAAGUCGCAUAUGCAGAGCAUCAUAGACAAGCUGCAGACGCCCUCAAGCUUCAAGCAAUCCGUGCAGGAGCUGCUCAUAGCCUUGCAGCGCACGCCCGAUACGGCCAAACUGACGCUGCUGCAGCAGCCACUGCAAUAUCUAGCUAGCAUAGACGCCGCUGCGGAGGAAACCAGCUGGUCGGAUGUGUCACAAGCCUUGGAUGCAGUGCGGCAGGCAGUGCUGGGCUUGGUCAACUUUCUGCAGCAGCAUGGCGUGCGAAAACCACAAGAGACCAGCUUGAUCAGCGGCCCUGCAAGCAGCACCAAUACCAAGUACAAGAUCAGCUUGUGUCGUGACCUCAACAUACGCGGCGUUUGUCCACGUGGCACCAGCUGCACCUUUGCCCACUCACAGGAGGAAGUGGAUAUGCAUCGCGCACGCAAUCGCGGCAAGCAUAUGAAAGUCGUGAUGCAGCAAGCAGUGGUUAAGAAGCCACUGGGCAAUGAACUGGCGCCGCACAACAGCGCAGCCAUGUUGCCCAUUUCUCCCAUGCACUAUAUGCCGCCGCCAGCACCAACGGCGCCACCUCGAGCUUAUGCGCCACCAGCGCAUGGUGGCGUGCAUCCGCAGCUGCUGCAUGGCCCACACGCCGCCAUGCCACGUGCCCCAACACAGCCAGUAAUGAAUGGACUGUUGGUGGCGCCACGCUUUGAGCCACGCUUCGGCUUUAAUCGCAAUGCUCCACCACUCCCGCCAGCUGGACGCAACCCACCGAACUACAACUAUCAUGCGCCGCCACCGCCGCCGCCGUACUAUGCCAACGAUGGCGCGCCGCAGAGCAAAAACAAUCUUUGGGAGCACGCAUAUAUGCCGAAGCUAGCACCGUCCAGCAAGCCAACAAACCAUCGCGUCAUGGCGCCGAUUUUACCCGCAACAGCUGAUACCUCAUUUUACGAAAAGAAACCGCCGAGUAAUGUUAAUCUAGAACUGGAGCUGGUCAAGCCGUUGCCACUCACCGAUGCCGCUUCCACUGCUGACACAUUGCCGCUCUUUCGCAACAGCAGCAACAGCCACCACAACAACAACAACACCAAUAGCCACAAUCAUAACAAUAACAACAAUAACAACAACAACACCAAUUCCCUUCUCUUUUGGAACACUUCCAACAAGGAGCUGGCCAACUUUGUGCGCUCCGACUCCAUAUUGGACGACGAUACCGCCACCUUUGAUGUGCCAACUGGCUCGAGUCUACACAGUCGCUACGGUCCCAUAUGCCCCAAGCGGUCCAGCAGCAAUCUGCAGAAUUGGCUAACAGAGCAGGCCAAGGCCAACAGCAGUUUGCCUAUAGCAGAGCUGAGCUACGCCAAGCGUGAGAGCAACAACAAUGGCAACAACAAUAUAAACAACAAUGCCAAUAAGAACUCAGCUGGACGUGAUAGCGUGUUUAUAUGGAACAGUGAUCUAAAUGCCAAUCCAGCCAGCACAGCGAGCAACUUUUGGAGCAACAGCGAAUCCGCCGCCGCGGCAGCAGCAGCAGCAGCAACAACCACAGCAGUAGUGCAGCCGACGUCCCACAACGAAAGACUGAAGCAACAGUUGGAGCGCAAGCCGCAUCCACAGCUGCUAUCCGAGGAUAGUUUUGAAGGUGGCAUCGAUAGCAGCAUGAUGAGUGAACUGGAAAAGAAAUUGGUCGACAUAGUCGAUCCGGAUGACAGUGGCAUUAAGCUAGACUAGCACCAAGCACAGGUUAAGUUAGUAAAUGAACUAGAGCCGAAAAGCAGCAGAGAGCAAGUGAGGAAGAGAAAGAGAAAGCGGAAGAGGAAGAGGAAGAGGUAGAGAGUGUGUGUUAGGAAACAUAAUGCAAUCAUUUUUAAUCAUGUCUAAACAGGACAUUUUAGAGGUUUGUACACGCCGCACAGUAAACAACAAAAUAAGAGAAACUAAAACUAAAACAACAAAUUGGGUUGGGGAAUUCACUAGCGUUUAUUAUUAUAUAAUUGUCUAUUUAAAAUUGAGAGUGUUCUGUCUAAAGCAAUGUGUUUAAUUGUUUGUUGAUUGUUCAAUGCGGCCUGCCGCAUAUCUAGCUACAGUUAUAUGUAUAUGUAUGUAUGUAUACAGUUAUACCAACCUGUUCGUGUUAUAGUUGUAAAUGUCAAACAAUGUUUUAUUUGUUUGUUUUAUGUGGGGUUUCGUUUAUAGUACUAGUAAAGCAUAUACUUGAUGUCUAAUUAGCCACGAACUUUUAGCACAACAAUAACAUAGACGUAGUUAUUUCAAAUUGCUAAUUAACAAAUUAUACUAGCGUAUGCAUAAACUAUAUACAUUAUAUGCAAUACUUCCAAUAGGUGUUGGGGUUAAGCUUGGCCCGAAAGAUAUAUAAAAAAAAGUAAAUGUAAACUUCAGGAAUUAACAAAAAAUGCAACGUCCUUUAGCUAGUUAUAUUAAAAAGAGAGCGUAAGAAAGAAAGAAAGAAGAGAGUGUGUUAAGCGAAAUCUCUACAAUUUUACUAUAUACAUAUAUAGAUAUAUUAUAUAUGAAUUUAUAUGUAUGUGAAUGUUACAAACUCUGUUAAUAGCUACAUAUUUAUAUAAUUUAACUAUUAUUAUUAUUUUAAACAAAGCUAUACUAUUUUUUAUACACACACGCACACACACACACACACAUAACUAAAGUGGCCUACACACAACACUCACACACACACACAGACACACCUUUGGAGAGGGGGCUAGGGGGGGUUAUGUACGCACACAUGCGUUUUGAUAAUUUAUUAUUGUAUGUGUGUGGCUGAAUGUUUAUAUUUCUUAAAGAAAUUUUAAUAACGCUAUUAUGCGCAUGUUGUUAACUAUGUACUAUAUUAUAUAUUUAAAA
Molecule: messenger RNA, 3841 nt
Organism: Drosophila busckii
Lineage: Eukaryota; Metazoa; Arthropoda; Insecta; Diptera; Drosophilidae
Gene: roq
Product: roquin-1
Exons: 4
Coding region: 53-2707 (884 amino acids)
Molecular function (GO): metal ion binding
Source: RefSeq, a predicted model, not a curated record